AUGCUUUCUAAAAAAUAAUAGAAAGAAAGUGAAUCAAUUUUUAAGGGAUAUUUUAAUGACAAUAGUGAUGAAGAUGAUGAUGAUAAAUCUAAGAGAAAGCAAAACUUGAUCAUGAAUGUCUAAGGUAAUUGCAAAUUAUAAAUAGAGAUACUAAAUAUGAUGUUGUAAAGUUAGUAGGUAAGAAAAUAUUUAAAUGGAAAUUAUAAUAUGAAAUAGAUGGAAAUACAUGGGAUAUAUUUUGGACUGAUGGUACAGUAUAAUCAGAAACUUUAGGGAAAAUGCAAUGUUUAUAUUAAAAAAUAUCUUGAUAGCACAUUAAAAAAUAAAUCAUUUUCCAGGGAUGUUCUCUCUUGCUCGUAAAAAUCAUUUAGGAAAAAAUUUAAUGAAAAUGAGAAAGGAAUUUCCUUUUGAUUUUAAGUUUUUUCCUUAGACUUGGUUAUUACCAUGUGAAUAUGGAGAUCUUAGAAAUUAGUUUAUUAAAGGUAAAACAAAAACUUUUAUUGUUAAACCUUAAGCAAGUUGUUAAGGUAGAGGAAUAUUUCUAAUUAGAAAUAUUAAUGAUGUAGAUCCAAAUGAUCAUUAUGUAGUAUAACAAUAUUUACAUCGUCCAUUUUUAAUAGAUGGAUUAAAAUUUGAUUUAAGAGUAUAUGUUCUAUUAGCAGGUACAGAUCCUAUGAGAAUAUAUGUUUAUUAAGAUGGUUUAGUAAGAUUUGCUACUUAACCAUACAUAUAGCCUUAGGAUAAUAAUCUUAAUGAUGUAUUUAUGCAUUUAACAAAUUAUGCUAUCAAUAAAGAAAAUCCUAAUUUUAUAUUUAAUAAUGAUAAUUCAAAAAUGGAUGUUGGACAUAAAAGAUCAAUUAAAUCAGUUUUUGGUAAAUUAGAAGAGGAAGGAUACAAUAUUUCAUAAUUAUGGUAAGAUAUGUACAAAUUAUUUAUUAAAACCUUUUGUACUGUUUAACCUAUUUUAAAUCAUCAUUAUAAAUCAUGUUAGCCAGAUAAUUAUGCUAAUAAUAUGUGUUUUGAAAUUUUGGGUUUCGAUAUUUUUCUAGAUCAUAAAUUAUAACCUUUUUUAUUGGAAGUUAAUCAUACUCCAAGUUUUAGUACUGAUACACCAUUAGAUUUACUUAUUAAGAAAAAUCUAAUUAGAGACACACUAAUAUUGAUGAAUGUAAAUCUAAAAGCUAAAGAAUAAACUCUUAAUUCUAGAAAAGAAUAAUUGUAAUCAAGAUUAUUAACAGGAAAAAAAUAAAAAAUUACUUAAGAAGACAAAUAGGCUCUUAUUUAAAAAUGUUAAAAAAUUAGGGAUGAGUAUGAGAAUUCAAAUCUAGGUGAUUUCAUUAAAAUUUAUCCAUUAUAAGAUUCUGGAGAGUAUAAUCGAUUUAUACAAUUUGCAUCUUAAUUAUAGGAUAAUAUGACUGGAGCAAGUAAUUUAUAAAUUUUUAUUUAGUCUAGAUAUUAAGAGAAAUUAAAAAAAGAAUUUUAAUGACUUACCUACUAAUAAUCAAUAAACUGGCUAAUCUAUGAUUAAUUCUUAAAUUUACUAAAGGCUUACAAAAAAUAAGGAUCGAUAAACCUAGCUUAAUCAGGAACUAGAAAUUUAAAACUCCAACAAUUAAACUAUCAUUUAAAAUUAAAUGAAAAGAUAGGUAUACUUAUGCUGA
Messenger RNA from Paramecium sonneborni, 1661 nucleotides. The record is from the annotation of a GenBank genome assembly. NCBI's taxonomy places the organism in Eukaryota, Ciliophora, Oligohymenophorea, Peniculida, Parameciidae.